Ipomoea triloba (trilobed morning glory) is the source of this 2128-nucleotide messenger RNA. RefSeq names its product dihydrolipoyllysine-residue acetyltransferase component 2 of pyruvate dehydrogenase complex, mitochondrial-like. Lineage: Eukaryota; Viridiplantae; Streptophyta; Magnoliopsida; Solanales; Convolvulaceae. The record is from RefSeq and is a predicted model, not a curated record. Bases 125 to 1780 code for a protein of 551 amino acids. Gene Ontology annotation, biological process: pyruvate decarboxylation to acetyl-CoA. Gene Ontology annotation, cellular component: pyruvate dehydrogenase complex. Gene Ontology annotation, molecular function: dihydrolipoyllysine-residue acetyltransferase activity. The transcript is spliced from 19 exons.
GCUUUAACAUUUGCUCUGCCCAUUCCUCAGUACAAAAGCCAUCCGGCCACCUUUCCGCUUCAAUUUUCCGGCGAUUUUUAUUUUUUGUUCCUUAUAUUGGAGGAGGAGCUCCGGAACAUUCACUAUGAUUUGCGCUUCUCAGGUCCUCCGUCACUCAAGAAAGGUUAAGAACACUUCCAAUUUGGUUAAGCAUGAUUAUGCAGAAUUGGUCCGCAGGUUUGGAAGUGACACAAGGGUCUUUGCCAGUAAAGGAGAUGAUAUUUUGAGGGUGAGGCAACCUCAUAUUGUAUCCAGUGACAGUCAGAGUGUCGUUAAAUCAUCCCAAUGGACUAAGUCAAGCACUCUGGGCUUCUAUAACAGUUAUAGAGCAAUGAGUCCCACCAUGGUGUCAUUGGCAGGGAGACCUAAGGAAGCUGUGCAAAUGGCUGGCAUGUUACAGAGCAGAGUGUCUUCAUGUCUGCAGAUGCAUUUGAGGAGAGGGUUCUCAGCCAAUGCAGACCUUCCUCCACACCAAGAGAUAGGGAUGCCUUCUCUUUCACCAACAAUGACAGAGGGCAAUAUUGCUCGGUGGUUGAAGAAAGAGGGAGACAAAAUAUCUCCUGGUGAAGUACUCUGUGAAGUUGAAACAGAUAAAGCAACUGUUGAGAUGGAAUGUAUGGAAGAGGGAUAUCUAGCUAAGAUUUUGCGUGGGGAUGGAGCUAGUGGGAUUAAAGUUGGUGAGGUGAUUUGCAUAACUGUUGAAGAAGAAGAGGAUGUUGCAAAGUUUAAAGAUUACCAGCAUUCAGCAUCGGAUGCUGCACCUACCCCAAAGGGCACUCCACCACCACCUCCACCUCCACCCAAAGAAGUUGCCAAGGAGCCCAUCCCAUCAGAACCAAAAGUUUCUAAACAAAGUUCAGCUCCAGCAGACCGCACCUUUGCUAGUCCUCUUGCUAGAAAACUAGCUGAAGAUCAUAAUGUACCUCUUUCAAAUAUCAAAGGAACAGGUCCUGAGGGACGCAUUGUCAAGGCUGAUAUUGAAGAUUACCUCGCUUCUCGAGGGAAGGAACCAUCAGCAGUGCCCAAGGCUGAGGCAGGUUUGGAUUACACGGAUAUUCCUCAUUCACAGAUAAGAAAGGUGACAGCUUCUCGCUUGUUGCUAUCGAAGCAAACAAUCCCCCAUUAUUAUUUGACUGUAGAUACAUGCGUUGACAAACUAAUGGAAUUGCGCUCAAAGCUUAAUGCAUUACAAGAAGCUUCUGGUGGGAAAAAAAUUUCUGUUAAUGAUCUCAUAAUCAAGGCUGCUGCUUUGGCUCUUCGAAAAGUUCCUCAAUGCAACAGUUCGUGGACCAAUGAUUACAUCCGCCAGUAUCACAAUGUAAACAUCAAUGUUGCUGUUCAGACGGACAAUGGGCUCUAUGUACCUGUUGUCAGGGAUGCUGAUAAGAAAGGUUUGUCCACCAUUGCAGAAGAAGUGAAGUAUUUAGCACAAAAAGCAAAAGAAAAUAGCUUAAAGCCAUCUGAUUAUGAGGGAGGCACAUUCACAGUGUCAAAUUUAGGAGGGCCAUUUGGUGUUAAACAAUUUUGUGCAAUUGUUAAUCCUCCUCAGUCGGCCAUUCUGGCAAUUGGAUCUGCCGAGAGAAGGGUUGUACCUGGUUCUGGUGCUGACCAGUAUAAGUUUGCCUCUUUGAUGUCUGCGACAUUGAGCUGUGAUCACCGGGUUAUUGAUGGUGCAAUUGGUGCAGAAUGGCUUAAAGCAUUUAAAGGCUACAUUGAGAAUCCUGAGUCUAUGUUGCUGUAGAUUGAUACUUACUGUUUCUGCUCGUUUCUGUUUUUGGCCUUUGCAUGAUCAAGCUAAAACGCAAAUUAUCCGCAACCGCAAGUUGAUGAUUUCAUUUGUUCGCUUGAUUUUGUAGCUUUUUAUAGAACCCCCUCACCAAGAAAUGGCUGAAUUGAUGGUGUCAAAUAACGGGGUAUGAAGAUGGAAACCCCACAUACUUUUGGAUUUUGUAGGAUGUAGGGACAUUUUUUGUGACCUAGAAUUGAGUUACCAAUUGUCUUUUCUACACUGGAUGUACCUUAUUGGGAAAACUUAUAUUUUCAUGCAAUAAGAGGAGAAGCUGUUCUUACAGCAUCAGUUAUAAUUUCA